ACGUUGGACCAACGUCUGGAGAAAGCAAAGUCGUGAGCUCGGUUUCAAUCAACUCCUUUUCACAGUCGCAACUAUUCAUUUCUCCCCAGAACACUUUGUCUUUUCCUCGGCUCACUUGUCGCGUCGCGAUGCGGUCCGCGGGAACAGGGCCCGUUUGAUGAAAUGGCGAUACCUCUCCACCACUCACGAGCCUCAGAAGCAGUUCACCAGCAAAACUACUGAAACCGCCAAACAUCCAGCGAGCCUAACCGCCACUACUCCUACCACGAGGCUACAAGUGUCUAGACCUUCAUCAUGCGGCACGUCCACGUUUUUCUACAAGCAAUUUCGAACUGCUCAACUGGGCGAAUUUUCCGGGACCAUUCGAAGUUUGCGACUACGUCCUCACAAGUGCUGUAACAUUGCAAGGCUUUUGUCCCUAAUCUGCUUUCGACGACCAAUGGUAUGUGUAUACGGCGAGCCAGUAGGUCAUGCAAUCUCUCCGACAGGAUCUCCCUCUGCCAAGUGCAGCCGACCCAAGUGUGUCGUUCGUCCUUAGCCAGGGGGCAUAUGAGCAUGCACAUAUUCAUUGCGAAAAAGAUGCGCAUGGCUAUAAGUAUAUCAAAUAAUCCCGGCUUUGAUGUCUGUACGACGACACAUCUCAACCUUUUGUACAUACAACAUCAUGUCCCUCAAGUCACUGUUCGUUUCUAUUCCGUUCCUUUGGCGCUGUGCUACCGCACUACCAGCAGGACCUGGUUCAUGGCCUAAUGGAACCU
This is a messenger RNA of Alternaria alternata, 758 nucleotides long. RefSeq lists its product as hypothetical. The record is from RefSeq and is a predicted model, not a curated record. The coding region runs from base 158 to 538 and encodes 126 amino acids. Lineage: Eukaryota; Fungi; Ascomycota; Dothideomycetes; Pleosporales; Pleosporaceae. The transcript has a single exon.